This is a messenger RNA of Owenia fusiformis, 1921 nucleotides long. NCBI's taxonomy places the organism in Eukaryota, Metazoa, Annelida, Polychaeta, Sabellida, Oweniidae. The record is from the annotation of a GenBank genome assembly.
GUUUAUAUGUUAUAGUGUGAGCCAAUAUUAAAGUGCAUUUGAAUUAAAUGAAUUGUUCACUUUAUUCUAAAGAUAUUCCUAAGUUAAUACCGUUUGUGAAUUAAAUGUGUAGGUCACUAUACAUUUGUAUUGGGGAUAAAUACAAGCUAGCACAUACAGUAUUGUAUUACCAUAAGGAUAUAACUGGUGCAGUGGAGCAUUAUAACUCAGCAUCUAUUAAGAAAAUCUCAUAUGUGAAUGGACUUCAUAUUAGUGUGAAAUAAGGGAAUUACUUGGUAAUCAUUCUUGUCCACAGACCUGUUUAACAGAAGAAUGGUUAAGAGGCAGGAUGAAGUCAAAGGUUUGGAAAUCGAGGUUAUGUAAAUACAUGGUGAUAUUUGCAGGCAGUUUGAUUGGGAUACAGCUAAUCAUACAUUCAAACACUCUUAAUUCAAGUACAGAAGAAAGGCCUCCACAGAAUCUGGAUCAUUUAUUUGCUGACCAAACGACUCCGUUAAAAUUAACAAUGUGCAAUAUCAUAAAUAAAAGAUCAAAGAGUGACAAAAUCUCAGAUGAAAUCUGUUCUCCAUUGCAUGAGUUAACCAAUGGUAUUUGGAGGCCAAAAAAUGUCACAAAAGAGGAGAUCAAAAAGGUCAAAGAUUAUGAAAGUUUAGCAUUAAAGACUCGACAAAUAACCCAAACAUUGGAUAGAAUUGAUGGCCGAUGUGGGGAUAUGUCAUUACUCAAAGAAACAUUUAGUAGAUAUAUAGUCUAUGACCCAGGUGAUGUUAAGCUCCGCAUGAGAGCCCUCUGUGACCCUGAUGGGCCUACCCCAUGUUGUUACAAAAAUCACUGUGUGAAUCUCCCUGUAAAUCAAUGUCAAUGUGAUAACUGUUAUGAUAUGAGACAAAGACACCAUGCUGAACUAUCUCAAUGGGUCCCAGUUAACCCAAAGUGCCAUGUAAAACAUUAUAGUCCCAAUGAGGCAUGUGGGAUACUAACAAAGGUGUUUGACCAUAUUGUGGUUAUGGGGGACUCGCUGAUGAGACAUGUCUUCUCAUCUCUGCUGGUAUUACUCAGGACUGGGGCAAACGCAGGCAGCUGUCUUAAGCCAGGAGUCAGUGAGGAUGUAAAAGCGAAAUGUCAUGGCUACUACCAACUUCUUGACAAAGAAUGCAACAGUUUCAACUUAUGGAGGAACGCAACAGUUUGUGAUGGCAAUCUCCGUGUUACAAUGCUCAGCUUAGAGUCAAUCAACGAACUACAAACUAGAAAAUCUGAACUAAAAGAUCUGAAAUUAAAUUCCAAAAGUUUUCUCAUCAUGGGAACUGGCUUACAUGAUGAUUUUAAUGCUGAGAAGCUGAUUUUAGGCUAUAUCAACCCAACAUUAGAGAUGAUUCUACAAGGUGUAAACCCCAAGUAUCACCAUGGUGAUCGACCUAUUUCAAUUCCACACACAAAGGAUCUAAAAAACAUUAGGAUCACAAAAAACAUACAAACAGAUUCUCACAUGGUGCAAUCAAUAUAUCACAAAGAAAGAAUUUCCAAUACAGGAUAUUUACCAGGAAAGGACAAUGAACAGAAAGACAAAUCAGCCAUUAAGCAUUACAGAACACUCCUGUCAUCAGAUACGAGUGGUGAUCAACAACUAUUGGAAAAUACAAAAUAUGAGAGUGUUCCAAAAGUUUUAUGGUUAAAUACCCAUCUUCCAGGCCUGCUAAAAUCUAUCCAUCAAGUUCGCCAGGAUGUACAACAUACCAAACAGUUCAACAGACAUGUGGAUGCGUACCUCAGAAAGCUAUGUGUACCAGUAAUGAAUACUGAAGAAUUGUCAAAAAAUGUCUUUAGUUUUGAUGGGACACAUUAUGGCUUAGGAAUGAAUCUUAUAAAAGCCAAAAUUAUUUUAAACUAUGUAGCAAAGCUAAGUAAUGAAGUUCGAUAG